Messenger RNA from Didymella exigua CBS 183.55, 2004 nucleotides. RefSeq lists its product as uncharacterized. Bases 1 to 2004 code for a protein of 667 amino acids. The record is from RefSeq and is a predicted model, not a curated record. NCBI's taxonomy places the organism in Eukaryota, Fungi, Ascomycota, Dothideomycetes, Pleosporales, Didymellaceae. Gene Ontology annotation, biological process: carbohydrate metabolic process. The transcript has 2 exons.
AUGAGACGUAACAGCAUCUCAGCCUUAGUGCUGCUGCCUCUGGUCUCGCAACAAUACUUUGGCAACGACGCGCCCUGGUACCGCAACCGUAUCCCAUUCUUCGAGAGCAGCGACAGGGAGAUCACUGAUGUCUAUUACUACCGUUGGAAUAUCUUUCGUGCCCACCAGCGUGAUCUCGGCGCCAAUGGAUUCAUCUCGACCGAGUUCCUUAACGAUGUGGGCUGGCAAACCAGACCGUGGGCGUCUUUGAACGAUGCCACAGCCUUUCAUCUGCUUGAAGGCCGCUGGUGUCGUGACAGGCGGUUCAAGGAGGACUAUGCAACUUUCAUCUUGGGUCCGAACAGCAACACCCGCCAAUUCUCGGAGAGCAUGGCGGCGGCGGUCUACAAAGGCUUCCUGGUGGAUGGCGUCUCGGCUGAUGCCACGGCACGUCUUGACCAGAUGACAUCCGUCUACAACGCAUGGCAAGAUGCACUCGAUACAUCGAAGGGACUCUACUACGUGGAGCCGAUCCGCGACGCCACAGAGUACACCAUCUCCAGUAUCGAUGCUAGUGGCGGCCAGGACGGUUUCUUUGGAGGCAACUCUUUCCGACCCAGUAUCAACGCGUACCAGUACGACAACGCGGUCUCCAUUGCGAAGCUAGCUCAGCUGAAGGGUAAUUCGGGUAAUACUGUUACCACCUACAACCGACGAGCGGCAGACAUCAAGACUCGUGUGCAAGACGACCUUUGGAAUUCGACAUUUGGGCACUUCACCGACCGCUACCAGGUCAACAAUCAGUAUGUGAAAUACUGGGACUUCAUCCGUGGCCGUGAACUUGUUGGCUUCGUUCCGUGGGCCCAUGAUCUGCCAGAUGACACCUCCAAAUUUGCUGAAGCUUGGAAGCACGCUCUUGACACGAAGGAGUUUGCUGGCCCUCGCGGUCUGCGUACUGUGGGUCCAAGCUAUCAGUACUACAUGCGUCAGUACCGUUAUGUGGAGGAGAACGGCAGGCAGCCCGAGUGCCAGUGGAACGGUCCUAUAUGGCCUUUCCAGACUACCCAGGUGCUCACGGGUCUUGCCAACUUCCUUGACCAUUACCCCAAGGGAGCUGCAACUGGUGUCAUCGGCAAGAGCGACUACACCAAGAUCUUGCAGCAGUAUGCUAAGCUCCACUACAAUCCUGAACGUGGUGGCAUCUUGGAUCUUGAGGAGGACUACUACCCCGACACUGGCUUCCCGAUUGUUGGCCUCAAGCGCUCGCCUCAUUACUUCCACUCCGGCUUCGUCGACUCCGUUCUCUCUGGCUUCGUUGGUAUUCGCCCCAGCGCCGAUGACGUCCUCGAAGUCAGCCCUGCCGCCGAAGCCUCCGCUAUCUCCUACUUCCGCGCCGACUCGAUCAUCUACCACGGCCAUGAGAUUGCCGUCCAGUGGGACGCCAACGGUUCGCGCUAUGGCUCAGCCGGUCUCAAGGUCGAAGUCGACGGUAAGGUGGUCGCUUCUUCGCCGACACUCGCGCGCCUCAAGGUCAACCUCAGCCGCACUGUGCCUCCCGCCAUCACUCGCAAGAUUGCGAAAUCCAUCAAGCUCAGCACAGACACCGCCUUCCCCGCCGGAAGUGCCUCCGUCCCUGGUGUCGACGCAGCCUCCUUGUACGGCACGAUUGAUGGUCGCAUCUGGUUCUUCCCUGAGACUGAUGUCGCCAAUGGCUGGAGCACACCCAAGGGCAAUGGCACUGAGAUCUGGUUCCAGGUCGACUUUGGGACAACCACUGCUGUCAGUAGCGCCGAAAUUGCGUUCUUCACCGAUGCCAAGCAGGGUUUUGAUAUACCUUCGAGUUACCGCAUCCAGGCUGCGAAGGGUGACACGUGGGUCAAUGUUUCGGGGUGGGAGUAUGCCAAGCCGGUUGGCAACGGUAUCACUGUAGCCUCGUGGUCUGCGGCCAAUAGCCAGAAGGUCAGGAUCGUGUUCACGCCGAAAGAAGGACAGAAAGUCCGGCUUGUUGAGUUCAAACUCUUCUAG